AUGCCACCUCAAUCGCACCUCCAACCACCAUCACCACCAUCACCGCCGGCUCCAGGCGCAGGUCUUAAUGUGAUUGCCCUCAUCUCCGGCGGGAAAGACUCUCUCUACUCGCUCCUCCACUGCAUCCGCAACGGCCACAGAGUGGUCGCAUUAGCGAACCUCCACCCCGCCGCCAAUGCGCAGCCAACAAGCACCACCAGCACCGACGCAUCACCAGUAUCAUUAUCUAAUCCGCUACAACAUGUCCCGGAAGAAGAGGAACAAGACCUGGACAGCUUCAUGUACCAAACUAUCGGCCACAGCAUCAUCCCCCUCUACGAGACCGCCCUCGGCAUCCCGCUCUACCGCCAACCCAUCCGCGGCGGCGCCGUCGACACCUCCCGGAUCUACCGCUUGCAAGCCGAGGACCAAAUGGCGGACUCUCCCGGCCGUCAGGACAGCAACAACAACACAAACCUCGCCGAGGAACAAGAAGAUCAGGAGGAGGCCGACGAAACCGAAUCCCUGAUCCCGCUGCUGAAACGCAUCAUGCAGGCCCACCCGGAGGCCAACGCCGUCUCCGCCGGCGCCAUCCUCUCGACGUAUCAGCGCACCCGCAUCGAGAACGUGGCCGCCCGGCUGGGGCUGGUGCCCCUGGCCUGGCUGUGGCAGUACCCCGUGCUGCCGGAUCGGCGGGCGACGGAGGCCGGCCUGCUGGAGGAUAUGGCGGCGGCUGGGUGCGAGGCGCGGAUCAUCAAGGUUGCGUCGGGCGGGCUGGAUGAUGGGUUCCUGUGGGGGGAUGUGGCGGCGGCGGAUGGGCGGGUGCGGGGGCGGAUUGUCAAGGGGAUGAGAAGGUUUGCGGACGCGGAGGAUAUUCGCGGCGCCGUGUUGGGGGAGGGCGGCGAGUAUGAGAGUCUGGCGCUGGAUGGGCCGGCGUGGUUGUGGAGGUGUCGGAUCGAGGUUGCUGGGUGGGAGGCUUGUGUUGGGGAUGGUGGCGUGGGGUUUGUGAGGUUGAAGGGAGCGAGGUGUGUGGGUAAGGAUGGGGAGGGCGACGGUGAGGGUGAUCGGGGCGGUCCGGAGAGUGUGAGGCGGCCGGAUUUGUUGGAUGAGGGGUUUGAGGAGGUUUUGGAGUCUGUCUUGGGGGCUGAAGGUGCGUUGGCUGCUACGGGGGACGACGAGGAGGAGAGGAGCUUGCUUGAUGUGGGCUCGAGGGGCUGGAGUGAUGGGCUUGAUCCGGUUCAGACUACGGAUGGGAGGACGUGGGUGAUUGCUAAUGUCACGGCGCCUGAGGCUGGUCCCGGCGCUGGUGAACAGAUGAAGGCUAUUGCUGAGAAGAUUCAGACGAUUCUGCGCUCCUCCUCGAGCCGUGAGCUUCCUCGGACGACGGCUGAUAUUGUCUUCACUACGGUGUUGCUUCGCUCCAUGUCAGAUUUCCCCCUGAUGAACUCCAUCUACGUCUCGAUGUUCAAGAAGCCAAACCCCCCGGCGAGAGCUACGGUCGCCUGUGGUGCUAGCCUCCCAGAAGGCGUGAGUAUCAUGGUGUCGGCGGUGGUGGACUUGGGUUCGAGGGAGCAGCGGCAAGGCCUUCAUGUUCAGUCGCGUUCUUACUGGGCUCCCGCAAAUAUUGGGCCAUACUCGCAGGCCAUGUCGGUACCUCUGCAGGGCCCCGAGCAAUUAGUGUACAUCGCUGGCCAGAUUCCUCUCGAGCCGGCCUCGAUGGAAAUAUAUGGCCUCGAGGAGACGUGGUUCAAGGGCUUUUCUUCGCGAGCGGUCCUGUCUCUUCAACAUCUAUGGAGGAUCGGUGUGGCUACCAACGUCGACUGGUGGUUGGGAGCUGUCGCUUUCCUGACGGGAGCCGAUCAUAUCAGAGAGAGAGCUAAGAUAGCUUGGAAUUUGUGGGAAACAAUGCACCACAAUCAAGAAGAGGAAGAGGAUGCCGACGACGAGUCGGGUCUGGAUGCGUGGGAUCUCAAGUAUGGUGGACGAGCCCACGAGCAGGUCAAGGGUGUCUCGAAACCCGGACUACCGCGGUUCGAUGUGGUGCAGUCGGAAGGAUCUAUGAUCCCUGCUUUCUUCGCCGUGCAGAUAGAAGAACUGCCUCGAGGAAGUGAUAUUGAGUGGCAGGGACUCGGUUUCCGAUGCGAUAAACUCAAAAUAACCACUGAAGAGCUGGAGUAUGGACGUCAGACCGUGGUGACCACUGGCCAGGAUUUGGGCUACAUCGGCAUCGAGGUGGAUGCGAAAUGGUCUGGGCCUGACUUUGAGUCUUGCCUCCGGUCGAUCCUGCAGAACUCCACGCAAGGGUCGAAGAGCCCCCAUGUAGUCAUAUACUCGACCCAGCCAUUGUCCAAUGAUCCAUCCUGGGGACAAAUCGUUCCCUGCAAAUCGGCUUGGGGAUCGAAGGGUCGGCAGCUGGCCGCGGGGAGCCAGGAGGAAGAUGGGCUACUUCCCAACAGAGAUCCUGCAUCGGACCCCGAAGCUCACGAUAAUCUCCGACACUUCUCCCGAUCGCCCCAUCCUUACACUCGCCCGGGUUCGUCGCUGCCUGUGGACCCCGGCGACCGAGCGAAGCCCUCCCGCUGGCCCCGGACCUCGAGUGACAGCGGCACAGAAGCCGACGAUGAGAGUACAGGUCUUUUAAGAGGGUUGCCGGCCCCUCCGCUGCGACCGCGAAAAGGAUUGCGUUCGAGCAUCCAUGGCGCAGGCGAGAUCGAUCAGUGGCUCCCCAUCUUGCGCCCGUGGCCGUCGAUAACACGGUCCACCUCGCGGAGUUCGCGGCGGAGUUCUGGAGAGGAUGCGGAAGUCGGGCCAGCCGAGCUACGUGAACAGGAAUACCGCAGAAAACGGGUUGCCAUCCUACAAAGGCUACUGGAAACCGCACUACUGCUCUCAGUGGGGGUUGUUGUCCUGGGACAGGAGAGCGUGAGAGUGGCUGCUUGGGCCUGGAAAAAAGAGCUUGCCACCUUUUUGGUCAUCGUGAUCGGUCUCUACACCGCAUAUCCUCUGCAUCGCGACGGCCGCCCGCGACUUUCUCGCCUGUCCACCUUUGUCGUCCCUUCCGCCUUCGAUCCCGCUCCGUUGCUUUACCCCGUAUUGAUACCCAUCUACGUUUCGCUGUCUCUGGCGCAUCACAGCCCUUCAUUGAUACUGCCUAAUAUUCUUCUCAGUCUUUCAUCUCUCCCUGUCAAAGUCGUUCCGCUGCGCGAAUGGAUCUACGGUUAUAGUGUUGUCCAUUGGCUGGUCACAUUGAUCCCGAUUGUCGUUUCGGAGCAUCUGUCGGCAGGUCCUUCAUGGCCGAAACCACUAACUCUUCGUGGCCUGGACGCGGAAGUCUUGACUCUUAUUUUUCCUUUCCAUCAAGCGUUGAUACCCACUCUAGAUUUCUUGUUGACUACCAGCAUCCUUCCCGCAGAGCUGCAGCUUCUAACCACCGCUUUAAUCAAUCUGUACUUAUUUGCAACAUCCCCCCAGGCCGAAAUCCUCAAGGCGUUGCUAUGGCUGGGAGGCAUGUGCACCUUCAUCGCUUGCCGGGGUGUGCUACGAUGGGAGGUUGCCUUGGCUCGAAUCCCGACCUGGAAGUUCCGGCGAUCCCCUAGUGCUUCGCAGUCGCCUCGCAGCAUCUUCAACGCGAUCGAUCACAAACUCUGCCAAAAGCUCAGCAGAACAGGCUCCUCGGAAGAUAAUCUUUCUGAUAGUGAUUCGGCCGAUGGGGGUUAUGUGCUGGUCUCCCGCAAAACGAUGUUCGACUCGCGAGACAAGACGCUGUCCCACGGGCUAAGCAUCGGCAAGCACAACAAUACGGGCAUGGAGGGUACUCGCCGGCGAUCCCGUACCGCGCAUCGCCGACGACACACUUUUUCGAGCUUCGACGAUGUCAAACGAGCGGAGAAAGUUAGGACGACACCGGGAGGUCGCAAAAAGCGAUCAAUGGCCCCCGGACUAGUCUCCUUCCUAUCGCUUACUGUACCUCAAGCACAAGUCCGGAAAUGGCUCUAUGCCCUGUAUGUUUACAUCGCCGUUCUAAUUAUUGUCAUGGUGCCCAUUCGGUACUAUGUCAGUGAUCGAGCAUUGCAGAAUGGGGAGCCCUUUGGGUGGGCAUUGGGGUACCUUUUCGGUAAUAUAUCUGGGUUUAGGUUCUGGGUGCUUAUGUGGGGCUUGGAGUAUUGGAUACCUCUUCCAGCUCGUCUGGACAGCGACCCCUCCAAUGCAUCAUGCCCGUUUGGCUGGGUUGAGCAUCUGCGGCAAGAUACGUUUGGGGAGGCUACUUCGCGCCUCCUGAUUGCUGCCUAUUGCAUCCUGGUACUUGUGACCGGCCUGGCUGUUGUGCUACAACUCAGUCCAAUCGCAGAGGUCGACACCCGACGCAAGGUUUUUCACGGGAUGAUGGUCUCGAUGUUCCUUCCGACCAUUUACAUUGACCCCCUGUUCUGUGCUCUCGCGUUGAGCCUCGCCUUGGCUAUCUUCCUGCUCCUCGACUUGUUCCGAGCCUCUCAGCUGCCACCGAUCUCCCGGCCGCUGACGUAUUUCCUGGCGCCCUACGUGGACGGUCGCGAUCAUCGCGGUCCCGUCAUUGUCUCCCAUAUUUUUCUUCUCAUUGGAUGCUCGAUCCCCUUAUGGCUUUCCCUGGCCGAUGUUCCUCGGACAGGAGAGUAUCCAUGGGUGGGUUGGGACGUAAUGAGUCGCGAUGUCAGCAUGGUGAGCGGCAUUAUCUGUGUCGGGAUGGGCGACGCGGCGGCUUCCCUCAUCGGUCGCCGGUUCGGCCGGCGGAAAUGGUUCUGGGGCGGGGGGAAAUCGUUGGAGGGCAGCGUGGCAUUUGCAGUCGCUGUAACCAGCGGGCUGAUUGUUGCACGAACCUGGCUUACCCUGGGCCAAUGGUCCACGGGCGGAAGUGACGGGACGAAUCUCAUAUACCCCUGGCUCCUGAUGGUGUCCAAAGCCAUUCUCGCAGCCGGCGGGACAAGCGCAACCGAAGCUAUUCUGACCGGGUGCAAUGACAAUGUCGUUGUACCGGUUGUGCUGUGGCUGUUAGUGAGAGGGCUUGGUAUUUAA
Aspergillus aculeatinus CBS 121060 is the source of this 5028-nucleotide messenger RNA. RefSeq names its product putative phosphatidate cytidylyltransferase. Gene Ontology annotation, cellular component: endoplasmic reticulum membrane. Gene Ontology annotation, biological process: dolichyl monophosphate biosynthetic process. The coding region runs from base 1 to 5028 and encodes 1675 amino acids. The transcript is spliced from 3 exons. NCBI's taxonomy places the organism in Eukaryota, Fungi, Ascomycota, Eurotiomycetes, Eurotiales, Aspergillaceae. The record is from RefSeq and is a predicted model, not a curated record. Gene Ontology annotation, molecular function: dolichol kinase activity.